Molecule: messenger RNA, 1776 nt
Organism: Puma concolor (puma)
Lineage: Eukaryota; Metazoa; Chordata; Mammalia; Carnivora; Felidae
Gene: MAN1C1
Product: mannosidase alpha class 1C member 1
Biological process (GO): carbohydrate metabolic process; mannose trimming involved in glycoprotein ERAD pathway
Cellular component (GO): endoplasmic reticulum; extracellular exosome; Golgi membrane
Molecular function (GO): calcium ion binding; mannosyl-oligosaccharide 1,2-alpha-mannosidase activity
Source: RefSeq, a predicted model, not a curated record
AUGCUCAUGAGGAAAGUGCCCGUCUUCGUCCCGGCCUCCCCGUGGGGGCUGCGGCUGCCGCAGAAGUUCCUCUUCCUUCUCUUCCUCUCGGGCCUCGUCACCCUGUGCUUCGGGGCGCUUUUCCUGCUGCCCAACUCCUCUCGCCUCAAGCGCCUCUUCCUGGCCCCCCGGACCCAGCAGCCCGGCCUGGAGGUGGUGGCCGAAGUCGCCGGCCACCCCCUGGCCCGCGAGCAGGAGUCGCCUCCCAACCCGGCCCCCGCCGUGCCAGCCCCGGGUGAGGAAGACGCCAGCAGCCAAGCCAAUGCCCGGCGCCGGAAAGGGUGGCUGCGGCGCACCCACCCCACCGGGACGCGCGAAAUGGCCACGGCGGCCCGGAGCAGCGGCAGCGCGGCCCUCAGACCCCAGGAGCCGAGCAUUCCGUUUAGCUUUGACUUCCACGCGUUCCAGAGCCGCCUCCGGCACCCGGUCCUGGGGACUAGGGCGGAUGAGAGUAAGGAGCCCCAGAGCCUAGUUCGAGCCCAGCGGGAGAAAAUCAAGGAGAUGAUGCAGUUCGCCUGGCAGAGCUACAAGCGUUACGCGAUGGGGAAAAACGAGCUCCGGCCACUCACGAAAGACGGCUACGAGGGCAGCAUGUUCGGAGGCCUCAGCGGGGCAACCAUCAUUGACUCCCUAGACACCCUCUACCUCAUGGAGCUGCAGGACGAGUUCCAGGAGGCCAAGGCUUGGGUUGAAGAGAACUUCCACCUGAACGUGAGUGGAGAAGCAUCCUUGUUUGAGGUGAACAUCCGGUACAUCGGGGGACUCCUCUCAGCCUUCUACCUGACGGGAGAAGAGGUGUUCCGAAUCAAGGCCAUCAAGCUGGGAGAGAAACUCCUGCCCGCCUUCAACACCCCCACGGGAAUCCCAAAAGGUGUUGUGAACUUCAAAAGCUCCAACAGGAGCUGGGGCUGGGCCAUGGCAGGGAGCAGCAGCAUCCUGGCGGAGUUCGGGUCCUUGCACUUGGAGUUCUUACACCUCACCGAGCUCUCUGGCAACCAGGUGUUCGCAGAAAAGGUCAGGAACAUCCGGAAGGUCCUCAGGAAGAUUGAAAAGCCCUUCGGCCUCUACCCCAACUUCCUCAGCCCAGUGAGCGGAAACUGGAUGCAACACCACGUCUCGGUUGGAGGACUCGGGGACAGUUUUUAUGAAUAUUUGAUCAAAUCCUGGUUGAUGUCGGCCAAGACAGAUGUGGAGGCUAAAGAUAUGUACUAUGAAGCCUUGGAGGCAAUAGAGACCCACCUGCUGAAUGUCUCUCCUGGGGGGCUGACCUACAUUGCCGAGUGGCGAGGGGGGAUUCUGGACCACAAGAUGGGGCACCUGGCCUGUUUCUCCGGGGGCAUGAUCGCCCUCGGCGCUGAGGAUGCCAAGGAAGAAAAGAGGGCCCGCUACCGAGAGCUCGCAGCCCAGAUCACCAAGACGUGCCACGAAUCGUACGCCCGCUCAGAUACCAAACUGGGGCCCGAGGCCUUCUGGUUUAACUCCGGCAGAGAGGCAGUGGCCACACAGCUGAGCGAGAGCUACUACAUCCUGCGGCCUGAGGUGGUGGAGAGUUACAUGUACCUGUGGCGACAGACCCACGACCCCAUCUACAGGGAGUGGGGCUGGGAAGUGGUGACGGCCCUGGAGAAAUACUGUCGAACAGAAGCCGGUUUCUCCGGGAUCCAAGACGUGUACAGUAGCAUUCCCAACCACGACAACAAACAGCAGACCUUCUUUCUAGCGGAGACACUAAAGUGA